Molecule: messenger RNA, 2507 nt
Organism: Rubroshorea leprosula
Lineage: Eukaryota; Viridiplantae; Streptophyta; Magnoliopsida; Malvales; Dipterocarpaceae
Source: the annotation of a GenBank genome assembly
CCCAAAUAAAAUUCACUGAAAACAUAAAAAAUCCAACAAACAAAACUGGAGACAAAUGACGGAAAAUAAAAUUGAAAAUAAAUAAGAUUCAAGAAAGGAGAUGAGAUAGAUAUGAGAAAGAAAAGGGAAUUCUGAAGAAGUAGAUGAGUGGAAACCCUAGUCUAGAUUCCUCCUCUGUUGAAUGAGGUUGACGCAUUACGAAAUCAAGAAAAGGAGAAGUGAAGAAGAUGACGGUCAAAAAGAAGAAAAGUUGGACGAAGAAGAAAGGGAGGAGAUAGCACAUGCCAUCGACACCAGCUCGACAUUGGUGUUACAAGGUGCCGAGCAGAACUACCCACUAGCACAAAAAGCUGCUUUUGCCUUGGUUUCCACAGCUCGUAAGUUGAGAGCCUACUUCCAAUCACACCAGAUUGUUGUGUAUACUGAUUUCCCGCUAAGGAAAAUACUACAGAAGCCAGAGCUCUCUGGUCGGCUCAUCGGAUGGAGUGUCGAGCUGAGCGAAUAUGACCUUGAGUUUCAGCCGCGCACGACUAUAAAAGGCCAAGCUGUGGCAGACUUCCUAGUUGAAUGUGCCCCGACGGCUGUGAAAGAAAAGGCACCUGAACACCCACUUUGGGUUUUGUAUGUGGAUGGAGCUACUAAUGUCGAAGGAUCUGGUGCUGGAGCUGUAUUACUAAGCCCUGAUGGUUUCAGGUCUGAGCAUGCGCUGAGGUUUAAGUUUCAGACGACCAAUAAUGCUGCAGAAUAUGAGGCCCUCAUAUAUGGAUUGAAGCUGGCGGCCGAGCUGAAGGUACAAAGCAUUCAGGUCUUUAGCGACUCUCAGCUCGUCGUCCUCCAGGUGAAUGGCAGUUGCGACAUAAGGGAUCCUCAGCUCGGUCGCUAUGCUUCUGUGGUCAACAGAUUGAAGUCCAGGUUCGCUUCAUUUCAAAUUGACAAAAUACCGCGAGCAGAUAACCAGCGAGCUGACGAGCUGUCAAAGUUGGCUUCUUCGCAGGACAUUAACCCUCAAAGAUCGACAAUCGUCGAGGUGCUUGACGCACCAAGCUACACUGAUUUCACAGUCGAGUGCCAAUUAUUAAGUACAGACCCCUCUACACCGACCUGGACCACCCCGCUUAUGAAUUAUCUACAAAGUGGCGAGCUACCCCAAGACCAGUCCGCCGCAAAGGUGAUUAAACGCAGGGCGGCACAUUUCACUGUGUUAGAUAACCAGCUUUACAAGCGAGCAGCCUCAAUGCCCCUAUUACGCUGCCUUACUCCUUACGAGGCUGAAUACGCCGUGAGAGAAGUUCACGAGGGAGUAUGUGGCACGCACAUCGGUGGCAGAACUUUGGCUCGGAAAUUGCUGAGGCAUGGUUAUUACUGGCCCACUAUGGUCGAAGACGCGCAGGGCUAUGUCAAAAAGUGCCCGACCUGCCAAUUCAAUGCUGAUGAUAUCCACAUGCCAGGGGAAAUGCUAUCAUCUCUUACGUCUCCCUGGCCUUUUGCUCAAUGGGGCGUCGACCUGCUCGGUCCAUUCGUCAAAGGCAAAGGAGGCUGCAUUUUCCUGGUCGUUGCGGUGGAUUACUUCACCAAGUGGAUAGAGGCUAAACCAUUAUCCACGACAACAGAAAGGAAAAUCGAAGAAUUCUUGUUCAAUUCCAUAUUGUGCAGGUUCGGCAUACCUAAGCGAAUUAUCGCUGACAAUGGGCCACAGUUCCGAGCAGCAGCGCUGAGAUCAUUUUGUGACGACUAUGGCAUUGAGCUCGCAUUGACAUCCGUAUAUACUCCACAGUCCAACGGGCAAGCUGAGUCCGCCAAUAAAAUCGUCUUGCGAGGCCUCAAGACACGCGUUUUGGCUACGCAUUCUAAUUGGGUUGACGAGCUCAACAAAGUACUUUGGUCUUGUCGCACCACACCAAGCUCGGCCACGGGCGAAACCCCUUUCAGCCUGGCCUAUGGAGCUGAAGCCGUCAUCCCAGUAGAGGUUGGAUUGCCAUCCGAUCGAGCAGGCUGGCAUGACGAUCUCAACAAUGAGCAACUUUUGAGAGAAAACCUGGACUUCAUAGAAGAGGUCAGGGAAAUGUCCAGGAUAAGAAACGUGGCACAUCAAAAUCGCGUUGCAAAAUUUUAUAAUAAAAGGGUUCGAGCUCGCCAGUUUCAAGUUGGCGAUCUGGUUCUACGCAAGGCUGGGUUAACUAACACUCAUUCACACAUGGGUAAGCUCGCUCCUAAUUGGGAAGGUCCCUAUAUGGUGGUUCGGGUUAAGCGACCUGGCUCUUACGUGUUAGCAGAUAUACACGGGCAUCAGUUACCUUACCUUUGGAAUGUACAGAAUCUUAGGAAGUUUUACAGUUAAUGUGUAUUAUGUUGUUUCGCUUGAGUUACUAUCGAUCAGUUGUAAACAAACGAUAUACUGACAAUACAACACAAAUUCAAAGAAAAAUUCACUUUGUAUUUCAUCAAGGGCAUUUACAUUGAAGACGCGUGCUAUGAAUUCAUUGAUCAAAUACAAAAUGCAAAAACAA